Molecule: messenger RNA, 304 nt
Organism: Protopolystoma xenopodis
Lineage: Eukaryota; Metazoa; Platyhelminthes; Monogenea; Polystomatidea; Polystomatidae
Source: the annotation of a GenBank genome assembly
CAUUUAGUUAUCCUCAACAUCAACUACACCUGGUUCAUCGAACGGUCCUCCUCAACUACUACGCGUUUCCAACCUCGCCUCUGCCGACCCUGAUAAGGAUUUGACUGGAAUGCUAAUCAAGUUUGGCAAGGGAAAGGUUGUGGAACUCCUUCCUGACCGAACGACCGCUAUUCUCAGAUUUCCAUGCCGGAACCUAAUGAUGCAUCCGACGCUAAUUACCUGCACUGCUUUUUCUCGUAUUGUUGCUCGGAAAACUUCUCUGCCCUUUUUAUUGUCAUUGGAAUUGUCUAGUGUUGAGGGCUGA